Paraphaeosphaeria sporulosa is the source of this 1713-nucleotide messenger RNA. RefSeq lists its product as uncharacterized. Bases 70 to 1467 code for a protein of 465 amino acids. The record is from RefSeq and is a predicted model, not a curated record. Gene Ontology annotation, molecular function: protein-containing complex binding. The transcript is spliced from 4 exons. Gene Ontology annotation, cellular component: kinetochore; Ndc80 complex. Gene Ontology annotation, biological process: meiotic chromosome segregation; attachment of mitotic spindle microtubules to kinetochore; mitotic spindle organization. NCBI's taxonomy places the organism in Eukaryota, Fungi, Ascomycota, Dothideomycetes, Pleosporales, Didymosphaeriaceae.
ACCACUACGCAGCACACCACAACGUCGCAUACGAUUACAUCGCUUGAAAAUAACAAACCCUCUAAAAACAUGUCUUACGGCGGUCGCAUGAGCAUGGCGCGCAACACGUCUUACGGCCAGCGCGCGCCUCCACCCCCGUCGGAAGAUGUUUUCAUGACGCUUCCCGACAGCGAAAUCGCCGGAUGUAUCACAGACAUAGGAGUGCCCAUCGGCCUCUCUUUUACCUCCAUGGACCUGCAAAAACCAAAACCUGAGGUCAUCCAAAGAGUCUUCGAAUGGAUGGCCGAGGUGAUUAUGAAUACUACGCGCGAUGUUGUCGCUCCGGCGAUGCGCGCAGCGGCCGAGGACCUAUGCGGACCAGACGCGGACAAGCUGUACUCCAGUGAUACACGCGACUUGCUAGCUUUCUUCGUAACAUUGAAGAGACUGCUCCGAGAGUGCGGUAUCCACGACUUCACCUUCGCAGACCUUUAUAAACCGACCCACGCGCGCCUCGUCAAGAUAUUUUCGUACAUGAUCAACUUCAUUCGGUUUCGCGAGUCUCAGACAGAAGUCAUCGAUGAGCAUUUCAACAAAUCACAGCGCACGAAGCUGCGGAUUGAGCAGCUCUACGAUGAGAAAGAGACAAAGGAAAUCCAGCUUGCAGACUUGGAGCGCAAUCGCAUCGCGACUCAGAGGCUGUUGCAGGAGAAGGAGAAACGCUACAACGACCUGAAGUUGAGGCUCCGAGAGCUGGGCAAAGAACAAGAGGCUGUGCAAGAGAAAGUAGCGCGCGCGAAGGAGCACCAGCACAAUCUGAAGGCGCUGUUGCAGAGAAAAUACGAGGACAAGGAGAACAUCAACCGCGAAGUGUCAAAAUUGAAGCCCUACACCGAGCAAAGCCCUACAGCGCUCGAGGACUCUUUGCGUGACCUGAACGAUCGGCUGGCCAACGACAAAUCUCAGAUCGAGUCGCUCGACCGCCGCGCACGCGCGCUGCAGACCUCGAGUGAAUCAUUUGCCGUGGUAGCCGCCGAUGUCACAUCGUGCACACGCCUGCUCAAUGAUGUCCAAGCCGACCUUGCUAAGGAAGAGGAAGAGCUUGCAAAAGCCGCGCGACACUCGGAUGCGUUGACUGAUAGAAGCAACAACGUACGAGACAUUGAGCGUCAAGAACGACUCCUGCAGAAGCAACUCGGCAACGUGAACGCGCGAAUGGAUAAGAUAAAAAAGAAGGCGGACGACGAGGCCGAGGCAGCGCGCAAGAGAAUGGAGGAGCUGCAUGACACGCACACGCAAUUGACCAAAGAGCGCGGUGAGAAGGGGCGCGACAUGGAAGAGAGGCGGGUCAAGAUCGAGCAGACCGAGAAGAAGAUGGCGCAGCUGAAAGACAGCAUCGAGGCUGAGGUACACGCUGCUCACGAUGAGUACGUAAAGAUGGAAAGCCACAUCAAGCUCUACAUCACAGAGAUGGAGCAGAGUAUCUAAGCGGCACGGUCUCCGUAUCUGCAUGAAUCACGAUGGCGUCUUAGGUUGUUGCAUUAUGGUCAGAUACCUCUUGUUGCAAUUGUAUGUCUAUUUUACGUUCUGCACUGGGUGUUAGUCCGACCACCAAGAUGUUGCUCGCGGUAUGAUGGAGAACUACGCGUCGCAGUCUGACUUUAUCCUUGAGCGGUUGUGCACCGGCGAGAUCAGCUCUGACUGCUGGCUACUUUAAGGUCCUGUCCGCAUCGU